Paramacrobiotus metropolitanus is the source of this 1741-nucleotide messenger RNA. Its product is annotated as putative RNA-binding protein Luc7-like 1. Gene Ontology annotation, biological process: mRNA splice site recognition. The record is from RefSeq and is a predicted model, not a curated record. NCBI's taxonomy places the organism in Eukaryota, Metazoa, Tardigrada, Eutardigrada, Parachela, Macrobiotidae. Gene Ontology annotation, cellular component: U1 snRNP; U2-type prespliceosome. The transcript is spliced from 9 exons. Gene Ontology annotation, molecular function: mRNA binding. The coding region runs from base 438 to 1397 and encodes 319 amino acids.
GCCAACUGCCAAGUCGCAAUUAGCAGCGCUAGCAGGUCGAAGACUGCGAUUCUGCGAAAAGGAAGUGAGACGGAGAAACUAGAGAAGUCUCGAAUCUCGAUAUCAUUUCCACCAGUGACCAGUUGGCUGAAGAGUGAAGAUUAAUUGUUUUCAUACGAUUACGGAUUAUUCUUACGUUUUAUAUUUUUUGUCACGCUGAAGAAUGUUUAUCAUGUAUUUCAUGUAAGCAGUUAGCAACUUACCACGAAUUAAGGUAUGCGAAUGCGAAACUGCAGGCUGAAACUGCUGUAGUGUACCAGGUAUAUGACUUUAUGUUGUGCGGUCUCAUUCAAAACUCCAAAGCUGUCGAUCCUGGCAAUCUGGAAUCAUUUGGGAUUGUCCGGCUUAUUUUGUUUAUGACGUGAGCCUUUCAGUCUGCUCGGAAAAGCAAGGACACAAUGUCUGCUAAGGAUGAGAUGCGUGCCAUGCUGGCGCAGUUGAUGGGUUCCACAGAAGACAACAACGCACCAAAAAUCCGCUUCUCCGACAGCAAAGUCUGUCGACCGUUUCUGCUGGGUUGCUGUCCUCAUGAUGUUCUCGAUAGCACUCGAUUUGACAUCGGAAAGUGUCGAAGAAUCCACGAUUUUGCCGCCAAGGCCGAUUACGAGAAGGAUAGCGCCGAUGGACGCGAUUGGAAUUUCGAAGCCGAUGCGUUAUCGGAAUUGCGGAGUUUUAUCAGGGAUGUCGAUCGGCGUAUUGAGCUAUCCAAGAAGGAUCUGGCGGAAACCCAGGAAGAAUUAAGUACAGAAGUGGAAGUCAAGGCGAAUCUGGUUCACGAUGUGGGCGAACAGAUCGGUAAGAAACUGGCGGAAGCUGAGCGAUUAGGUGUGGAAGGAAAUGUGGAGGAGUCGUUGAAAUUGAUGACUGAAGUGGAGAAACUCAAGGAGGAAAAGAAGAAAGCCGAGAUGGAUUACCGCAAUGCCAUGCCUGCCUCCACAUAUCAGCAGCAGAAAUUGCGGGUGUGCGAAAUCUGCAGCGCGUACCUGGGCAUUCACGAUAACGACCGGCGCUUAGCGGAUCAUUUUGGCGGAAAGCUGCAUCUGGGAUUUAUCAAACUGCGUGAUAAACUGGUCUUCUUGGAGAAACUGGUGGAUGCGAAGGCGGCCAAACGGAGGAAGGAGCGCGAAGAAAACCAGGCGCGCUCCAGUCCUGACCGUAAUCGCGAUCGUGACCGUGAUCGGCGCGACCGGGAUAGGGAUCGCGAUCGGGAUCGCGGUGACGAUCGCCGGAAGAGACGGAGCCGCAGUCGCAGUCGUGAUCGUCAACGUGACAGUGAUCGCCGAUCUUCCAAGUCUUCGAGACGUGAUUCCCGAGAACGCCGAUCUCACAGCCAGGCCGAGAAGCCCACUUCGCCAUAACACUCAAUAUCUGUUUGUGUUUCAUGUUGAUUGUUGAUGCGUGCAUACAAUGCAUUGCAAGGUAUGCAGUUUUUCAUCUGCAGUAGUGCUUUCUUUUAUUUAUGUCUAUGGUGUCUCCUUGUAUUUUAGAUCCGUAGCGUUUUUGGUUAAUUAUUAGUGUGUCGUAACUUAUACAGCGUGCAAGCUCUUUCCAUUUUUGUCGUAAAAUAGCAACACGAGCGAUUGUCAAAUUAAUUUUAUUGCCGAUUUUUAUUCAUUCGGUUUGCCAGAUCAUUCUGAAGUAUAAUAAGCAGAACAUUUUGUUUGUUUUUUUAUUCCGGGCGGCGUUGAAUAAAUUCCCACUG